Trichomycterus rosablanca is the source of this 3610-nucleotide messenger RNA. It is a transcript of the gene cdh11, whose product is annotated as cadherin 11, type 2, OB-cadherin (osteoblast). The record is from RefSeq and is a predicted model, not a curated record. Gene Ontology annotation, biological process: cell morphogenesis; multicellular organism development; cell-cell adhesion mediated by cadherin. The transcript is spliced from 11 exons. Gene Ontology annotation, molecular function: cadherin binding; calcium ion binding. The coding region runs from base 19 to 2406 and encodes 795 amino acids. Gene Ontology annotation, cellular component: catenin complex; adherens junction; plasma membrane. Lineage: Eukaryota; Metazoa; Chordata; Actinopteri; Siluriformes; Trichomycteridae.
UCCCAGAGUUCAGGGAAGAUGCGGGACGUGUUAGGAAUCCAGGUGUUCGUGUUGUGUCUGAUGGCGACGUCGUGGAUCACGGCGGCGUCCAGGGGUCCUCAGGAACGUGGGCACCGGCGCCACCUGGGCUCCCACAGGCACAGGGAGAGGCGGAAGGAAGGACAGGUCCUCCAUCGCUCCAAACGAGGAUGGGUGUGGAACCAGUUCUUCGUCAUCGAGGAGUACACCGGACCAGAUCCAGUCCUCGUUGGACGGCUCCAUUCCGACGUGGACUCGGGCGACGGCAACAUCAAAUACAUCCUCUCAGGGGAAGGAGCGGGCACCAUCUUCGUCAUCGACGAUAAAACGGGGAACAUCCACGCCACUAAAACCCUGGACCGCGAGGAGCAAGCGGAGUACACGCUCACCGCUCAGGCCGUCGCCAGAGACACCAACAAACCCCUGGAGCCUCCGUCUGAAUUCAUUGUCAAGGUCCAGGACAUCAACGACAACCCACCGGAGUUUCUGCACGGUCCGUAUUACGCCCGCGUCGCCGAAAUGUCCAACGUGGGAACGUCUGUGAUACAGGUCACAGCCACGGACGCCGAUGAUCCGACGUACGGGAACAGUGCCAGGCUGGUGUACAGCAUCCUGCAGGGUCAGCCCUACUUCUCUGUGGAGCCACAUACAGGCAUCAUCCGGACGGCCCUGCCCAGCAUGGACCGAGAGGCCAAGCAGGAGUACGACGUGGUCAUUCAGGCCAAAGACAUGGGGGGUCACAUGGGGGGUCUGUCAGGGACCACGCAGGUCAAAAUCACCCUCACAGACGUUAACGACAACCCUCCCAAAUUUUCACAAGGUGUGUAUUCCAUGUCGGUGUCGGAGGAUAAGGUACCGGGGGAGGAGGUGGGUCGUCUGAAGGCCAAGGACUCAGAUUUGGGGGAGAACGGGCUGGUGGAGUACACCCUGCUGGAGGGGGACGGUCUGAACGCCUUCGAGAUCAGUAAAGACUCUGAAACUCAGGAGGCCGUCAUCAAACUCAAGAAGACGGUCGAUUUUGAGACCAAGCGCUCGUACACGCUGAAGGUCCAGGCCUCCAACACUCACGUGGACCCUCGCUUCAUCAGCUACGGCCCGUACAAGGACACGGCGGUGGUCAAGAUCUCAGUGGAGGACGCCGACGAGCCGCCCACGUUCAUGGCCCCCAGUUACAGCUUCCAGGUGGAGGAGAACGCGCCGGGGGGCACCAUCGUGGGGCGGGUGCACGCCAAGGAUACGGACAUCGCCAACAACCCCAUCAGAUAUUUUAUCCCGAGCUACACGAACCUGGAGGAGUUUUUCACCGUCAACCCAGAAGACGGGAUCAUCAAAACCACACGGCCCCUGGACCGCGAGACUCAGGCUUGGCACAACAUCUCAGUCAGCGCCACGGAGAUCGGCGGCCAUCAUCAGGACACCAAAGUGCGAGUGAACAUCAAAGUGAAGGACGUGAACGACAACGCGCCGGAGUUCGCCACUCAGGAUGAAGUGAUGAUGUGCGAGAACGUCACGCCGGGCACCGCCAUAAAGACGGUGAGCGCGGUGGACAAGGACGAGAUGGCACACCGGCAGCAUUUUCACUUCAGUCUGUCUCCGAGAGUGGCGAGUAACCACAACUUCUCUCUGAAGGACAACAGAGACAGCACAGCGACGGUGGUGGUGAUGCGCAAGGGCUUCAGCAGGAUGACCCAGGACGUGUACGCGCUCCCCAUAGAAAUCAGCGACAACGGGGUCCCACCUCUGAGCAGCACCAACACCCUUCUGAUCCGGGUCUGCAGCUGCGACGCCAAGCAGACCAUCCUGUCCUGUAACGUGGAGCCGUUCGUCCUGCCGGCGGGUCUGAGCACGGGCGCCCUCAUCGCCAUCCUCGCCUGCAUCGUCAUUCUGCUGGCCAUCGUGGUGCUCUUCGUGGCCCUGCGGCGUCAGAAGAAGGAGCCGCUGAUCGUCUUCGAGGAGGAGGACAUCCGCGAGAACAUCAUCACCUACGACGACGAGGGCGGCGGCGAGGAGGACACCGAGGCGUUCGACAUCGCCACCCUGCAAAAUCCCGACGGAGCCAACGACUUCCUCCCACGCAAGGACAUCAAACCGGAGCUCAGCUACAGCGUCCAGGCCGGACUGAGACCCGCCGGCAGCGGGGUGGACGUGGACGACUUCAUCAAGACGCGAGUGUGCGACGCCGACAACGACCCCACGGCGCCUCCCUACGAUUCCAUCCAGGUGUACGGCUACGAGGGAAGAGGCUCCGUCGCCGGAUCGCUCAGCUCGCUGGAAUCGGUGACCACCGAUUCGGACCUGGACUACGACUACCUCCAGAACUGGGGGCCACGUUUCAAAAAACUCGCCGACCUGUACGGCACCAAAGACUCGGCCGACGACAACUCUUAACGAAGAAUCACGUCCGCGUUCGGGACCUCCCCGGAAUAAACACCUCCCCUUUCUCGUCACUUCCACUAACGACGUGUGCUGUGUGAAGUUUACUAUAAGCAAUUCCAUUUAUUUAGAUCGGUUUCUUUCAGUAUACGAUGAGUAUACCACGAACAAGGGAUUUUUUUCUCUAGGCGCGACUGAGACGGACCAGACGAUGUAGAUGCGUUAAAUAAUGAAGGAAUAAUAAAGUAUGAAGGAUAUAAAGAGAGAAAGAGAGACGCCUGUGUGGGACGUACGGAGACGUAAAGAAGUAUUCACCAACCUGGGACGUUACGUAUUCUGCAUUUUGUUUUGCUGAUACUGUGAACGAGCUCACGCAGGACGAAACAAACUGUUGCCUUAUUAUUAACAACACGAUACACAGGAGAGAUCAGCGAAUUUAAAUGUAUUCCUCUUUAGCAGCGCCCCCAACAGGCCGGGAGGAGCAAUCCAACUCGCCAAAAAGGCUUUUUCUUAUUAUUUUUUUCUCUUUUUUAUACUUAGUAUUUUUUCUUUGGACUCUUCCAGAUCCACUCAAGGCAAAUCAGAUCUAGUACACAACAAUUAAAAAGAAAUAAUCAAAUAUACAAUUUCAUUUGAAAUGAAAUCACACGGAAGCAACGUGAGCUCAACAAUCGCCUUAAAUCACGGACACUCCCGCAGCGAGGUGCAUUGCUUUUCUAACGUGAAAGCAAAACUAUAUCGUGAAGCAAAACUCAACCCCUUAUAACCUGUGUACAGUACAAACGUGCAGCGUGUCUCCUGAGGAUCAAACCCGCACCCAAGGGUUCACGGUUUACCCGUACGUCUUUUUAUUACCAUUGAUUAUUAUUAUUAUUAUUAUUAUUAUUAUUAUUAUUCUAUGUUAUCAUUAUUUUUGACUAUUUUAUAAUUUACCGGGAGGCUUUUAUGUUUUUUAUUUUAUUUUAUUUGACGUAUUUUAUUCUCAGCUGAAAGAAAAUAGCAAUCUGUCGUGUGGCGGCGAGCAGACGAACGGCUCAUUUCUAUAUGUGGAUUUUAUGGUACCUAUUUGUACAAUUUUAAAAGUUCUUAUUUUAGUAUACAUACGGAUAUCAGUAUUUGGAACAUGUAAGAAACUGUUACAGCAUCACACUUAUAUUUUAUGAACAUUGUACUGUUGCUUUAUUAUGUGCUUCAAUCUACGAAGCGGAAAACUUUGAAA